GAAAUGUUUGUUUAAGUACAAAUGUCAUCUGAAACUGAAACUUAGUAUUUCCCAGGACACAUCACGCCUUGUCCGUGCCUUAAAGUCUCCCCGCUCUGGGGCUUUGGAGAACUGCAAGUCCCAGAGAUCUCGGCACCAGUGAACCCAGACCACGGGCUUGGAUAACAUGGCAGCGCCGUCCAGCAACACAUGCGGGGCUAUGGAGCGCUCUAUCCGGGAGCGGGUCCCCCCGCUGCUCACGGACCUGUACCAGUUCACCAUGGCGUAUGCGUACUGGCGGACCGGCCGGCACCAGGAGCCCGCCGUGUUCGAGCUCUUCUUCAGGGACAACCCGUUCGGCGGCGGCUUCUCCCUGUUCGCCGGGCUGCAUGACUGCCUGCUGUUCCUGCGCAGCUUUCGCCUCACAGACCAAGAUGUUGAGUUCCUGCGCUCCGUCCUGCCCCCGGACACUGACCCCGCCUUCUUCCAGUUUCUGCGAGGCCUGGACUGCUCCGGCGUCACGCUCCGCUCCGUCCCAGAGGGCACUGUGGUGUUUGCCAGGGUGCCUCUGAUGGAGGUGUCAGGUCCGCUGGCUGUGGUUCAGUUGCUGGAGACCAGUUUACUGUGUCUGGUCAACUACGCCAGUCUGGUGUGCAGUAACGCUGCCCGUUUCCGCCUGGCGGCCGGCCCCAAGAGGAAGCUGCUGGAGAUGGGCCUCAGGAGGGCUCAGGGACCAGAUGGAGGGCUUACCGCCUCACGAUACACAUACAUUGGAGGGUUUGAUUUCAGCAGUAACGUUCAGGCUGGUUUCCUGUUUGGGAUCCCCGUUGCAGGGACCAUGGCGCACUCAUACAUCACUUCCUUUACCUCCCUGGAGGAGGUGUGGCCACAAACUCUUGUGGCGGUGAACGGGGAGAAGGAUCCAGUUGACAUCAUCUCGUUGACGAAGGGCUGGCUGAGUCGUGUGUGUGAGCUUCUGGGAGCCGAGCCUGGGAAGAUCAGCGAGGGCGAGUUGGCUUCCUUUUUGUCGUACGCCAUCGCCUACCCUCAGAACUUCCUCCCAGUGAUCGACAGCUACAGUGUUGCCUGUGGUCUGCUGAACUUCUGCGCUGUGGCCUUGGCGCUGUGUGAACUGGGCUACAGGCCUGUCGGAGUGCGUCUGGACAGUGGGGACCUCUGCCGGCAGUCAGUUGACGUCCAUCGUGUCUUCAGACUCUGCAGCGAGCAUUUCUCCAUCUCGGCCUUCGACUCGCUGAUCAUCGUCGGGACCAAUAACAUCACAGAGCAAAGCAUGGCGGAGCUCAACAAGAAGGAGAAUGCGAUCGACGUGGUUGGCGUUGGAACACACCUGGUCACCUGCACACAACAACCCUCACUGGGCUGUGUGUACAAGCUGGUGGAGGUGAGGGGGAAGCCCAAGAUGAAGAUCAGUGAGGACCCAGAGAAGAGCACUGUCCCCGGGAGGAAAGCUGUCUACAGGCUAGUUGACGCUGAGGGCCAUCCUUUUCUGGACCUGGUGUGUCUCGCUGCGGAGUCUCCUCCAGAGGUGGGAGGUUCUCUAAACUGUUACCCUCUGAGGUGUGAUGACUCCUGUAUCUCAGUCAUUCCAGCUCACGUCGCCUGUCUGCGCCAGGACGUGUUUACAAGAGGACAGGUCACACACCCUCUGUGCAGCGCUGCCGAAACUAGAGCAAAGGUCCAGAGCUCCCUCCAGACUCUGCACCCCCGACACAAGAGGCUGCAGGAGCCAGACUCUUACACAGUGGCGCUGUCAGAGAAACUCCAUAACCUUGUCACAGAGAUUCGAAAAGGAAGCUCCAACAGCAGGAACUUUCUCUUGGCCAACUAAAGAUAAUCCGAGACAACCGCUCCGAAAGUCGUCUCCUGUUUUGUUCUUUUUUUGUCUUUUUAUUGACACUCUUUUCCAAAGUGCCUCACGGUAAAAGAAGUGCUUACUAUUCUAACAGUGUACACACCAUACUCUCCAAAUACAGGAAUACACAUAUAUGUUGUGGCCGGUGUCAUUCUAUAAAACAGGGUUCAAAGGAACAGAGCUUGACAAGGAGUUUUGUACGUAAAGAUGGAAGCAAAUGAAAAUGCAGCGUUCGUCUCUCUUAGUGGAUGUAUUUUCUGCUGGAAACUGUGGUUUUGACGGUUUCAACAAGAAGCUUUCAAACAAUUGAAAUUGAUGGAUAAUGUAACUGCGGAGCACAGUCAGUCACACUUAUGUUUAUACUUAUAAGAUAUUUAAUAGCCCUUUGUUUCCUCUCUUAUUGUCUGUGAUCCAAAUGUAAAGAAAAGAGAGGCCUCACUGCUAAAAAU
Sander lucioperca (pikeperch) is the source of this 2301-nucleotide messenger RNA. RefSeq names its product nicotinate phosphoribosyltransferase (gene naprt). The record is from RefSeq and is a predicted model, not a curated record. Gene Ontology annotation, biological process: NAD+ biosynthetic process. Lineage: Eukaryota; Metazoa; Chordata; Actinopteri; Perciformes; Percidae. Gene Ontology annotation, molecular function: nicotinate phosphoribosyltransferase activity. The transcript has 13 exons. The coding region runs from base 167 to 1828 and encodes 553 amino acids.